Messenger RNA from Anguilla rostrata (American eel), 4986 nucleotides. It is a transcript of the gene tlx1, whose product is annotated as T cell leukemia homeobox 1. The transcript has 3 exons. The record is from RefSeq and is a predicted model, not a curated record. Bases 791 to 1714 code for a protein of 307 amino acids. Gene Ontology annotation, molecular function: DNA-binding transcription factor activity, RNA polymerase II-specific; RNA polymerase II cis-regulatory region sequence-specific DNA binding. NCBI's taxonomy places the organism in Eukaryota, Metazoa, Chordata, Actinopteri, Anguilliformes, Anguillidae. Gene Ontology annotation, cellular component: nucleus. Gene Ontology annotation, biological process: regulation of transcription by RNA polymerase II; animal organ development.
CACCGCUCAUCGCUUGCAUAGUUUUGGACUACAAGUAACUUUCAAACAAUAGACUGGACAUGUCUUAAGCGGUUUUUAACAUACUCGAUUUGAUAAUAAUGGGCCACUGUUACUUUCUUUAUGAGUAACUAAUUUUUAAGAUAUUUUUAGUGCAAGACUACGAAGACCAUUUGUUGCUCUUAAAGUGAUUUAGACCACACUGUUUGAUUACUGUUACGUGUUAUAACUAAUUUUACAUACUGUAAUUGACUAGGUAAGCAUAGGCUGCUAUUAAAUUCCGCCUAUGCAGAUACAGAAAAGGAGAUCGGCAGAUCCAACCGCACUAUUCUGUACUAUGCAUUAAUUUUACUGCCUUGUGAUUUUUUUUACACUCUCUAGUUAACUGGACAAUAGAACGAGUCGUGGCAGAAGUAUUGUUUUGAGGUUUGUCAUUAAUGUAAUUUCGGACCCCUAGCUUCCUAUAUGUGUCAGUGAAUGAGCUCCUCGUACUUUUUCUUUCCUUUUUUUCAUCCAAUUGGGUCCCGAAGUCUAAAAUUGGGUCUUAAUCUCAACCAGCCUAUUUGGCCUUUUGAUUGAUGUCCUCGUUGCUCUGGCAGGCAGGCUCCCAAAGAGGAAAAGGGAAAAAAGCGAAGGGAAAAAAGCGAAGAAAAAAACAGACAAUCAGCUCCAGUUUAGCCUUCCUCACAUACAUGCACUCACACCUAUUUGAGAGCGACUGAAGCGAGACGACAUCUUAAACCACCGAUAACGCGGGAAGGACUUCUGUAUUUUACAGGGGGCUUAGCCGACUAUGGAUCAUAUAGGAAUUCAUCUGCACCAGAACCCGGCAGAGCCCAUAAGUUUUGGUAUCGAUCAAAUUUUGAACAAUGCGGAUCAGGGGAGUUGUAUGAUUUCCAGUCCCAGGCUGCAAGACUCUGACUACGGUUUAGGAUGCAUCGUCAGCAGUGCUUACAAUACCAUGACUGGCAACUAUAACACCAAUAAUUCCGGGGGAUAUAACAGCAACGCAUGCAGCGUCGCAUCUUUGAAUGGGUCAUACAAUGUGAAUAUGGGCAUGGGCAUGAACAUGAACGGGAAUAAUCUUAAUUCGGCCGGAGUGAUCCGCGUGCCAGCGCAUCGACCGCUCGGUAGCGUCCACUCAUCAAUACCCUGUAGCAUGUCCACGGUGCCAGGAGUGGGAAGCGUCAGUUCUAUCAACAAUCUCACGGGAUUAACUUUUCCCUGGAUGGAGAGCAACAGAAGAUACACCAAAGAAAGAUUUACAGUGGCGCUCUCACCCUUCACUGUAACACGCCGUAUAGGUCACCCGUACCAGAACCGGACACCACCGAAGAAGAAAAAGCCAAGGACAUCCUUCACGAGACUCCAGAUCUGUGAACUGGAGAAGCGGUUUCACCGGCAGAAAUACCUGGCGUCUGCAGAGAGAGCGGCCUUGGCGAAGGCACUUAAAAUGACUGAUGCGCAAGUCAAAACAUGGUUCCAGAACAGGAGAACAAAAUGGAGACGUCAGACUGCGGAAGAGCGGGAAGCCGAACGGCAGCAAGCGAACCGAAUCCUCAUGCAACUCCAACAAGAAGCCUUUCAAAAAACAUUAAACCAGCCAGUGACUCCAGACCCAAUUUGCCUGCACAACUCCUCCUUAUUCGCUCUUCAGAAUCUCCAGCCAUGGACUGAGAACACAAGUAAAAUCAGCAGCGUGUCUACAUGUGAAUAGAGAGAUAGCUACUAUACGUUAAGUAUAGUCUCGUCACAGGCAUGGAGGUGUAACGCAAUAAACACAACCUCACAGUGAAAACGACGUAACGACAGCAAUCAGAUUCAAAAUUAAAAUUCGAACUUUCUAAAAUAUAUGUAGCGGGUUAGCACAUGUACCAAUACGAGGCUUAAUGGUGCGCCCACAUAUUUACUGAUUAUUAAAGUCUACUUGAAUUAAUUCAUUAUGGCUACGUCAGUGUAGGCUUUGGGGCCACAGAAGAAAAAAGUGCAAUUGCAAAUUCUAGGAGACAGAUCGUUUAUAUUGCACAGUGUUCUUUAACAUUUUAAACAGACUAUUACUAUUUUUAAAAUAAUCUGAAAUCAUGGAACCAGAAAACGAAACGGAAGUUAAAACUACGUUCAUCGUUGCCACAUCCACAUGUAAACAUAUCCCAAAACCGAAAUUAGCCUAUAGUGGCCAUUCAGAGAAUAGCAUAAACAAUGGACCGUGGAGUAGGUUGCAAUUUUCGUAACAAGCAGUUUUGAAACUAUCGAGACAUAUAUUACUUUGUCAAGCUAUAUUUGUAUUUUGAAACAGUUAAUUACUAGGCUAUAUACUUUCCAUCACAUAUGCUUUGAGUAGUUACGUGAAAAAAUGUACAUUUUAAUAAUAUUAUUGCGAUUUAUCAACAGUUAUUCGUUUAAGAAGAACCUAAACCUUUUGAAUGACCAAUUUUACACUCUAAAUCAAAUUAAGCACUUCCUUUAGCACUUUGUUCAAUUCUGAACUUUCACGUCAUUAUUUUUGUGCUGAAAUAGAAUUUUAUAGGGUUUUAUACGGAUUAUUAAACGUUAAAGUAAAACGACAUGCUGUUGCUGUCCUGCGCUGUGUCUGCAUCGCAAACUCAGUGCAGUCACAGGGGAAUUUAAAAUAUCAAUUACACUUUCAUACUCCUCUAUGGCCAGUUCAGAUCCAAACUAUAUUUACUUAAUGACAUUAAGGAAAUACACAUCAAUGACAAUAUCAACAGCAGUGAUGAUAGUAAUGGUGUACUUGUUGAUAUAUUUCAUUUAAAAUGAUACGUGCAUCAGUUACCCAUCACAACACUAUAAACACCGAUCAUGUUUAGUGUCUGUCAAAGCUUUUGCGUCCUGGUUCUCAAAUCAAUGUAGCAGUGACUGAAGUUUGAAAUCCAAGUCGACUGCCAAAAACAGCCAGUCCUGCGAGCCAGAGGCACUGCAGUCAGUGAACAAUGCCGAUUGUCUUAGCAAAGCUUCUCAUAGGUUCGGCUGAAAACUUGAAUGGCAUUAAAGCCUUUGUUUUUAAUUACAAAUAAUAAUAAAAAGCAAAAACAAAAACAAAGAGACACAUACAUAAAUAAACAUAUGUAAAAAUAAAUAAAUGAAACUAUCGAUUUGUUUUGGCAAUGAACACCAAAUCUGGAGUAUGUUUUCCAAAAACUACUGGUACAGGCACACGUCCAGGAGAUUAUUUCAAGACUUAGCCCACCAAGUUUGGUAUUGCGUGACGCGACUUUCUAUGGUAGGCUAGUUCUGUGAGUGGACGGCGGUGACGAACCCAUUACAUUACAUUACAGGCAUUUAGCAGACGCUCUUAUCCAGAGCGACUUACACAACUUUGUAAUGUAAUGUAAUGUAAUGUAAUAUGAUUGCACCUAAGAACAGUGAUCUGGAUUAAAUUAAAUGCCUCAUCUUCUCUGGCGUCUCAUGGUAGCAGCAAAUUAUGAAUUUUAGAAGAAAAUCAUUUUCUUCUUCUUCUUAAAGAUCGAGAAUAACCCUACGCAUAUCACAUUUCGUUAGUCCAUAGUACAAUCACGGUGUACUCCGCUUAAAUAAGGAAAAUCAUGUCAAUCGAUCAAACAGCUUUCAUGUGUCUAUGAAAUUUUGGUGACUAAUAAUGAUUUUGCAUUAUUUACACCGUGUUUGUAUUGGGUCUUUGGGUCAUUGGGUCACUAUCAGUAAUAACGGUAUAAAUGUAUGGAACUGUGAGUUUAUAUUUGUUUACUGCACCUCGGUAUGGGAUUAGAGUGAUACUUCAUCAUGCUGAUUCAGUGCAGAUGGCACGCGGAGCGGCUGAAUCAGACCAGGAGCCCGUUUCCCCCGUCGAAGGAAUGUGGUGUUUCGUUUCAGCGUCCACUUCAGAUGUUAACGGCGUGUCGUCAGUCGUCUAAUCCCAAGAAGCAUAGUCUAAGGAGAAAAUAAAUGGGAAAAUAUUAAAUUACAUGUGUUAAAGGUCAGAAUUACACAAAAGGACUGGGACGUAAUCUACUGUCCAGCGCCAAAAGGGAAGGUUGUGUGAAUCAGGAUCCAAUGAAAUUUAAUCUCCUGCCAGUCAUCGGCUUCACAUUUAAAUAACAGAUACAUUAAAGCAUCUGUUUUUUUUCCUGGUGCAAGGGGACAACUCCAUCAUGUGAAAAUAUGAAAAGCAGUUUUGAUUUUGACUAACUACUUUCUGAUGGCAAUUUGAUUUAUCUGUGUACCCCUUACAAUUACAUUUCCCAUUCAUAAAAUUAUGAUAUCGUAUUGCAGCCUUACAGCUGCUUCCACGGGAGUAGUCACGUGUUGAUUUCUGUACAAAAUGACACCAUAUUCACACAAGCACUACUGUAAGCGCAUCUGUUAACCUGUUAGUGGCAUAAUUCUUUUUGGAAGUCUGGAUGUUUUGCUCUGCAGGUGAAAAUAUGAUCAUUAAUCAAAUGAAACAGAUGUAAACUGCAUUUAAUAUUCUGUGAGGUACAGCACUUUCUAUUUGUUUUUCACCUAAAAUGAAUAUGUAUCUGUUUCUAAAUAUUUUUGGUAAUGAAACUAUGUUUUGAUGAGCAAUUUUGCAUAAAACUUGUAGAAUUUCACGUAUUGCACAUGAUCAGAAAAGAAUGGCAACUGCUAUGUAAGAACACAGCUAACUUCCAUGAACCACUGCAUACUGUACCAUAUUCAUGUAAAUAUGAAUAUUUAUGAUGUAUCCAAGUCUUCAUGUUAAGUGACUGAUUUAUUUUAUUAAUGCAAGCAGCCACAAGUCUGUAUUUCCAAAAUGCGUAUUUUCUAAAUGUGAUUUUUUUCUUUCUAAAAUAACUUUUUUACAUAUAAUUUUCAUGUACAUUUCAUAUACAUUCACAGACUAUGUGAAAUUAUAAAAUUCUGGACUGCCUUCUACAAAGAUGGUAUCUUUUAUUAUAGCUUGUUUUUCAAACCUAGCAUACUUUGCUGAAAAUGGCCCCUGCCAGGAUCUAUCACUGCUUCAGAAUAAAAUGAGUUACAGUGCAGACAUCA